Messenger RNA from Suhomyces tanzawaensis NRRL Y-17324, 1611 nucleotides. It is a transcript of the gene THR4, whose product is annotated as threonine synthase. Gene Ontology annotation, molecular function: threonine synthase activity; pyridoxal phosphate binding. The transcript has a single exon. Gene Ontology annotation, biological process: L-threonine biosynthetic process. The record is from RefSeq and is a predicted model, not a curated record. The coding region runs from base 17 to 1540 and encodes 507 amino acids. NCBI's taxonomy places the organism in Eukaryota, Fungi, Ascomycota, Pichiomycetes, Serinales, Debaryomycetaceae.
CUGAAAGAUAACCAAAAUGUCUUCGAAAGCAUACAGAUCUACACGUUCUAGCGAAAACCAAUCAUUGUCCUUUGAGGAUGUUGUCAUGACCGGUUUAGCCAACGAUGGUGGCUUAUUUGUCCCAUCUAAAAUUCCAAAACUUCCUGACACGUUCUUGGAGGAAUGGAAAGACUUUUCUUUUAAUGAGUUAGCCUUUAACAUUUUAAGAUUAUACAUCGAGGAAUCAGAAAUCUCAAACUCGGAAUUAAAGGAUUUGGUCACUAGGUCUUACUCCACAUUCAGAACACCAGAAGUCACCCCAAUCAAGAAGAUUGAUGAUGAUGUUUACUUAUUGGAAUUGUUCCAUGGUCCAACAUAUGCUUUCAAGGAUGUUGCAUUGCAAUUUGUGGGUAACUUGUUUGAGUUCUUUUUGAACAGACGUAACUCUAAGAAAGCUGCUGGCGAACCAAAAGAUAUUAUCACAGUUGUUGGUGCCACCUCUGGUGAUACCGGCUCUGCAGCUAUCUAUGGUUUGAGAGGAAAGAAGGACGUCUCUGUUUUCAUCUUAUACCCUACUGGUAGAAUCUCCCCAAUCCAAGAGGAGCAAAUGACCACCGUGGAAGAUGCUAAUGUCCAUACUUUAUCUGUCAAGGGAACUUUUGAUGAUUGUCAAGAUAUUGUCAAACAAAUCUUUGGAGAUAAGGAAUUCAAUGAAAAGUACCAUGUAGGUGCAGUCAACUCAAUUAACUGGGCUCGUAUUUUGGCUCAACAAACCUACUACUUUUAUUCCUAUUUCCAAUUGAGAAAGCAAUUAGCUAGAAACAGCGACAAGGUUAGAUACGUUGUUCCAUCUGGUAACUUUGGUGACAUCUUGGCUGGUUAUUAUGCCAAAGAAAUGGGUUUGCCUGUCGAUAAAUUGAUCAUCGCCACUAACGAAAAUGAUAUCUUGGACAGAUUUUUAAAAUCUGGCCGCUAUGAGAAGAAAUCUGGUGACGAUGGUGCUGUCAAGGCUACCCACUCGCCUGCCAUGGAUAUUUUGAUUUCAUCCAACUUUGAGAGAUUGUUAUGGUAUUUGGCUAGAGAUAUUGCAGCCAAAGGUGAUGAUAACAAGGCUGGUUCUACCUUGAAUGAUUGGAUGAAGCAAUUAAAGGAAACUGGAUCUGUUACUAUUCCAGAUGAGGUUGUCAAGCAUGCCAGAAUAACAUUUGACUCAGAAAGAGUUAACAACGAAGAUACUGUCAAGACUAUCAGACAAGUGUACACUACUAGCUCUGACGAUUACGUGUUAGAUCCCCACACCGCUGUUGGAGUCGCCACUACCUACAGGUUUAUUGCUAAGGAUGAUAAGGCCGAUUCGAUUAAGUACAUAUCUUUGUCCACCGCGCACCCAGCCAAGUUUUCUGACGUUGUGAGCCAGGCAUUAGACUCUGUGGAAGGUUACACUGACUUUAUUCCUGAAGACUUGAAGCAAUUGAGAAACAAGGAAAAGAGAAUCAAAUUAAUUGAUGAAGCUUCGUUGGAAAAAGUCAAGAAUGCUAUCAUCUCUGAGUUAAACUUCUAAAGCAUUUAUGCUCAUGUAUUUUUAUAGCUUAUUUAAAUUCAAUUCCAUUCUAAUUUCAUUCAUAUUAAGAC